Messenger RNA from Ricinus communis (castor bean), 701 nucleotides. RefSeq lists its product as uncharacterized. NCBI's taxonomy places the organism in Eukaryota, Viridiplantae, Streptophyta, Magnoliopsida, Malpighiales, Euphorbiaceae. The transcript is spliced from 2 exons. Bases 62 to 412 code for a protein of 116 amino acids. Gene Ontology annotation, cellular component: mitochondrion. The record is from RefSeq and is a predicted model, not a curated record.
UCACCUUGUUCGUUUUCAAGUUCCAACUUCCAAAACGCAGCAGCGAAGACGCCGACCAAAAAUGGAGUUUGCCAACAGAUUGGUGGGCUUAGCAUCGAGAGCCGCGAACAGUAACGCAGUGAUAAACGUAUGCCUUGUAGGGUCGUUCGCAGCGCUAUGUGCACGAUCGAUAUACCAGCAGAAGGACAUACAAGCAUUGGAAGCAGAGAAGGAUACUCUAAUAAAAUCAAAUAAAGCUAUGAAAAAGACCAUGUGGGACUGGAAACAACAGCUCUUCGCUGAAGCUGAAUCCGACGCCGCUUUGGUCCCUCUUGCUAGACUCAAGGCCAUCUACGGCGACGCGCCCUCAUCUCCAAGCGGAAAUGCUGUGAAAGAAGAUGCAAAAUCAUCGGUAUCCAAACUUGUAAUUUGAAGUUGUUUCUUAUAAUCAACUUUUCACUUUGGCUAGCAUGCAGACCAGAAUGUAGGAGCUGUUGCAAUGGUAGUUAUUAUAAUCUCUUACUUUGGCAGAUAAAUUAAUGAAUUGGAUUUUGGGGUUAUGGCCAGAAGACCUAUUAUUUUCCCCUUGUAAGCUGCUGGAUGUUGAAUGUCAUGCUUCCGUUACUGGUCAAUUUAUGUUAAAAGUUGUAUGAAGGGGAUGAGUAAUUUGAAGCAUUAUAACUUAUCAUCUUAAAUGACAAAAAUCUUUCUAGAUUUAUUUU